Molecule: messenger RNA, 1500 nt
Organism: Babjeviella inositovora NRRL Y-12698
Lineage: Eukaryota; Fungi; Ascomycota; Pichiomycetes; Serinales
Product: WD40 repeat domain-containing protein
Exons: 1
Coding region: 168-1391 (407 amino acids)
Molecular function (GO): protein binding
Source: RefSeq, a predicted model, not a curated record
UUAAGCCCCAUCUGAGCACAUGUGGAUACUUCAAUCUAUCCUCAGACAAUAGCUUGCCCUAAGCUUUUAGCCUGGGCUUUGUAUCCUACCCCAGAAUUUAACGUCCUGCGUAGAGCUGAAAAAUAUCCAGCGCUUACAUUUCAACUCCCCACUUCUUCCCCCAAACCAUGCCCGACCUAUCAACUGGUGUACAAAAUCUCGCCAUCCACAAUAAAAUGAAGCACAUUACAAUUCAGUCGACUUUCACAAACGUCAUUUCGGACGUUCGAAACGGCAGCGCUGACGAUUCGUUCUGGGUCACCUUGGACGACACCAAUGAAGAGCACACUGUCAUGGUGGCGAAAGAUCCCAAAAGCGGAGCGAUUGUUUUCACAUCUCACACAGCUGGUUUUGAACAGAUUUCUGACCAUAUCUUUAAAGUCACGGUGGGAGGCUCUACAUAUAGACUUCAAACGCCCGCGCAAGCGCCUACGUGCGGUCCCUCUACCCCGUGCGAGCUCACCGCCUUGGAUGUUGCGCCUAACGUGUACGCCACCGGUGACGUGCGCGGCUGCCUUACGCUCAACACUCAACCUCCGAUCACUGUACCCGGCGCUCACCACGCAGAUAUCACCGAUAUGCGGUUUUUCCCAUCCGGGCAGGUACUCCUCUCGGUAGGUGCGGACUUGUGCGCGCGGGUUUGGGCGCUCGACGGCACCAGUCCACGCACGCUCGUUGGCCACACCGCACGAAUCACCGCGUGCGCCAUGAUUGGUCGCGGACGCAACGUGCUCACUGGAUCCCGCGAUGGGUCCAUCCGCCUGUGGGAGUGCGGCUCCGGUGGGAUGGUGCACGAGUUCCGCCGCAUCCGCGACCUCGCGGACCCCGUCACGAGCAUUGUGGUGGUUGCUGAUCCAGCGGUCACUCCGGAAACUCCCCUCUCGAGUCAGGAGUUUGAGGUUCUGGGGAAGUAUGUGUUUGGGGGCUACGAGUCUGGGAUCAUCCAGCAGUAUAGCGUUGCAGACCGCAGUAUGGGUGUUAGCUUCCUUAGCGUGGACCACUCGGCGGUUACGUGCCUCGCUGGGUCCACGACAUACAGCGAACAGUACGUGCUCUUUGCAGGGUACGAGAACGGAAUGGUACGGGUGUGGAGUUUGGGUGAGACCGCCCCAUUGCAGUCGUUUAAGGUGUCUGAUGAGCCGGUGACGAGCUUGAGCGUGGAUAUAGACUUGGUGGUUGCGGGUGGGAUGGACAAGUUGGUGAGGUUUAGUUUGGAGGGGGCGUUGCGUGGUGAAUGGGAUGCCACGUGGUUGGUAGGUGCUGCCGAUAGUGCGGUAUUUAAUAAGGUGAAGCAGGAAGGCGGGAGGGUGUACGCCGUGGGGAAGCACGGGGUGGUUGCCAUUUACGCGUGAGAGCGAGUUGCAUUGUACAAGCUUGAACUACCUGUUGAUUAAAGUCAUAAAAAUAGUAAUUAUAAUGGUCUGAAUUUAUAUGCAUUUCUGUAUUUUUACUCCAUUCUAG